AUGGAUUUAAAUGGUCAAUUUAUGAAACGUGGUGAUAAUGAUGAUAAUAUAAUCAAAACGAAAUCUGAUUCAGGUCGUGCUCCGACGGUAAUCAUUGUUGGAAUUGUCGCAUCAGUUACUGGACUCUUAGUGAUUGUUUUUCUCACGCGUUAUUGGCGAUACUAUGGUCGUCGACGAAAAGAGGGUGAGGAUAUGUCGUAUAGUGUAGCACGUUAUUGGCGUAAACAACUUGGAUCAUCGUCAUGUGACAGUUUAACAGCAGCACCACAACAUACAAAACAACCAGACUAUUACCAAGAUCAGAAAGUAUUAUCUCAAUUUUCUCGCAUUAAAAAUAGUUUUUCAUGGCCAGAAUCAGCAGAUCAAACAAUAUUCGAUCGUAAAGGCAAUGGUAUAAAUACAUCAUUAACAGCCGUAUCCCUUUCGCCAUCAUCCUCAUUAAGCAACAUCAUUACACCAACAACUCCACCACCGUCUCUCACGUUCAGUUUACGUUACGACUCAUCAACUUCAAUAUUAUAUUUAAGAAUAAUAAGUGCACAAGAUUUAACAUCAUCAUAUAGAAAACUCAAAUCAUCAAUAACAACAAUACUUGAUUCUUAUGUACGUGUCGUAUUAUUACCAGAAAAGACUCAAAAAUUAAAAACACGUAUCAUUAAAAAGACGGCACAACCAUUUUAUGAUGAAACACUUGAAUUCAAUAAUAUCAAAGGAGAAGAACAAAGUUUGUUAUUUACUGUGUCGAGUUACGAUACAUUUACAAGAGAUGAAAUACUUGGAGAAUUGUUAUUUCCAUUAAACAGUAGUAUAUUGAAUUUAGCCACGAUGGAAAAAGAAAUAACAUUUACAAAAGAUAUUAUGUCACGAUACAAACAAUUAUCCAUACAAGAGUUAGGAGAGGUUUUGAUAUCAUUGUCGUAUCAGCCAUCCAUUGGUACAAUAACCAUCAUUGUUUUAAAAGUAACGAAUUUACCACAGAUCGGAGCAUCUCGAUUGAUAAAUCCUUAUUUCAAAAUAUAUAUGUUGUAUAAAGAUCAACGUAUUGUUAAAAAACGAAGCACUAUAAAACGUAGUACACAUAAUCCAGUGUUUAAUGAGUGUUUUACAUUUUCAAUACCAUCAAAUGAUAUUAAAAAUAUUCGUUUUGAAUUGAUUAUAUUUGAUUUUGAUCGACAUAUGAAACAUGAACCAAUUGGAAAAUGUGAUAUUGGUGGUGAACAACGUCAACACUAUGAUGAAAAGAAACUGAUGUCUAUUCUGUCACAUCAACAGUUUUUGAAAAAUCUGCUGAACAACAUUCUGCCCAUCAUAUUCAAACGCCAAAUACGCACUGGUGGUGGUGCUGAUAGAAGAUUAACUGUUGAAGACUUUAUUAUACCAGAAAAACAGCCGACGGUUUUAGAUCGUUAUGCAAAUACAUUUCGUCGAGAAAUCGAAAGUGAACAAGAAACAUUGGCCACACUUACUUCGAAAAAUAAAUCCUUACAGUUAAAUUAUGAACUCGAGAAAAGUCGUAAACAACAAGCCACAGCUCGUUUUCAUAUGUUAAAACGAAAAUAUUUUGCUCAUCCAAAUGAUGUUGUCGUUAAACAAGAAGUGAAGAAUCAUAUACAAUUUUUACACAAAAACUAUCCAAAACGAUGGGAUAUCGAUACAUUAGCAAAUGGUUUUGGAUUAUCGAGAGAAGAUGUGCAAUUAGUAUUAAAACAACGAACAACAAAAAAUCUUCGAGUCAAAAAACAAAAACCAGAGUUGAGCAAUAAACUAAAUGAGGACGAUGUACAAGCGCAAGAAGAAUUCAUGGCAAAAGAUCACGAUAUGAAACGUGAUCGUGACGACGAAGAUGUUGUUGAUUAUCAGAUACUGGCAGAAGCAACAAAACUUUCUAAACAUACAAGGCCAUCGGAUAUGUAUCUCGAGAAAAGAAAUGAAGGCUUCUUUUCAAGUGUUAUUGCUACCGCUGAUAAACGUGAGCAAGACAAAAUCGAUUAUGAACGUCCAUUAUUGUCUUCUGGAAAUAAAUCAUCAAAUGUCAAUAAUAUUUCAUCACUCUUAAAUGAAAUUGAUCUACUGCGUCCGCAUGGCUCAUCGCAUAACUAUGAACAAAUGUCAUAUAAGAAUGUUGAUCAAGUGGAAGAUCG
Didymodactylos carnosus is the source of this 2141-nucleotide messenger RNA. The record is from the annotation of a GenBank genome assembly. NCBI's taxonomy places the organism in Eukaryota, Metazoa, Rotifera, Eurotatoria, Philodinida, Philodinidae.